AUGGCUACAUCAGAAGCAACACCUAUGAAUAUUGAUGAUGCUGAUUCUCCAAGUGGUUCAACAACUGAUACAACUAUUGGACAACGUAAACGUUUUGAAGUUAAAAAAUGGAAUGCUGUAACAUUAUGGGCAUGGGAUAUUGUUGUUGAUAAUUGUGCUAUAUGUCGUAAUCAUAUUAUGGAUCUUUGUAUUGAAUGUCAAGCAAAUCAAGCUGCAGCAACAACUGAAGAAUGUACUGUUGCUUGGGGUGUAUGUAAUCAUGCAUUUCAUUUUCAUUGUAUAUCACGAUGGCUUAAAACACGUCAAGUAUGUCCAUUGGAUAAUCGUGAAUGGGAAUUUCAAAAAUAUGGUCGUUAA
Messenger RNA from Rotaria sp. Silwood1, 357 nucleotides. The record is from the annotation of a GenBank genome assembly. Lineage: Eukaryota; Metazoa; Rotifera; Eurotatoria; Philodinida; Philodinidae.